UUGAAACUAGUGGCCGUUUGAACUCCAACUUUCAAAAAAAACUUCAAAAAACAAAACAAAAACAAAAAUAAAAACCCAAUCUUUCACUUCUCCUCUUCAAUGCAACUCUCUCUUUACUCCAAAUAGAGCUAAACUUUUCUCCAUUUCAACACUAACCCACAAACUUAAACCAAAAACCAAAUUCAAAUCCACAUUUUUCAGCUUCUUGGCGGUGGAAAAUUAAUUAUGGCAGGUCUAGUAAUGGUGACCAAAGGUGGUGGCUGCGGCGGCGGCGGAGGCGGCGCUGCUAGAGGAGGAAGAGGGACAGCAAAAGGGAACAGUGAAGAAGAGCAAAAUCAGCUGUCAAUGAUAGCAAUUUUGGUAGCUGCUAUAAGGAAAUCACUGGUGUCAUGUCGUUUUGAAGAGAGAGAAGAUGUGAUGCCUAAUAAUAGUCCAGUUCAUCAUCAACAUCAUAUGGAGAUUGGUUGGCCGACAAAUGUUCAACAUAUUGCUCAUGUUACGUUCGAUCGGUUCAAUGGGUUUUUGGGUUUGCCGGUUGAGUUUCAAGUUGAGAUUCCUUGUCGGGUUCCUAGUGCUAGUGUCAGUGUGUUUGGUGUCUCAGCAGAAUCAAUGCAAUGCACUUAUGAUUCAAAAGGAAACAGUGUCCCAACUAUUCUCUUACUAAUGCAGGAAAAGCUUUACUCACAAGGUGGUAUAAAGGCAGAAGGUAUUUUUCGGAUCAACCCAGAAAACGGCCAGGAGGAGCUUGUGAGAGAUCAGCUGAACAGGGGAAUUGUGCCAGAUGAUAUUGAUGUACAUUGCUUGGCAGGACUUAUAAAAGCCUGGUUUCGAGAGCUUCCGUCGGGUGUGCUGGACGGGCUUUCCCCUGAACAAGUUCUUCAAUGCAAUACAGAAGAUGAAAGUGUUGAGCUUGUAAAGCAGCUAAAGCCAACAGAAUCUGCAUUGCUCAAUUGGGCUAUUGAUCUCAUGGCUGAUGUUGUGCAGGAAGAAGAGUCCAACAAAAUGAACGCUAGGAAUAUUGCAAUGGUCUUUGCUCCAAACAUGACUCAGAUGUCUGAUCCAUUGACAGCACUUAUGCAUGCUGUACAAGUAAUGAACUUUCUCAAGACUCUAAUCACAAAAACAAUACGAGAACGCGAAGAAUCCGCUUCCGGAGGAUAUUCACCCAUGUCUUCUCAUUCAUCUGGUCAGCAAACAGAUGAAGAUUUCGAUAGUCACCAAGAGAUGGAAACAAGUGGUGAGCUGAGACACCAACCAUCGGACUAUGAUGAUAAUGCCCAUUACAGCGCUGGCAGUGAUGAUGAUGCCGAUGACGGUGAUGAUGAUGAUGAAGUCGAGUCAUUGACGGAGAUAGAAGAAUGCUUCUUGAGGCAAUUCAAUGAUAUGAAAAGUGCUUGCAAUAAUUUCGUUAACCAAAUAGAAUCUGCAAUCUCGUAUACAGAUAGCAAAGUCGAAAAUUCAAGUGCAGCUACAAGCGACGGUGAAGACUCUAGAGGAAGUACGGUUGAUGUAGAACAAAAGAUUGAUCGAAGAAGACCAUCAUCAGACGAAUGCCGAAGCUCUAAUGAUGUAGAGAUGCUCGACAAAUUAGCUUAAUAUGUCGUCCUGAUGCAUCAAAUUCCAGAUUUUCGUUUGCUUUCUCUAGUUGCGGUUGGUUUUGUAAAUUAACACCGCAUUAACUUGUCGGGGCAUUGCUUCAACUUCCAGUCAUAGGUUGUUUGUGAGUCAUGGUUCAGCUUUGAGCUGAACUUGAGCUUGUUUUGUUAGUUUCUUCAGCUUGGAGGUGACAUUUGGUUUACGUGUUAGACCAGUCGUAUUCAUGUAUGGAAGUCUAGUUCCAUUUCUGUGUAUCAAACGGAUCAGAAGUCUGCUAUGAUGAUUUCUUUUUAGUUUCAGUCAACUUAA
Molecule: messenger RNA, 1905 nt
Organism: Mercurialis annua (annual mercury)
Lineage: Eukaryota; Viridiplantae; Streptophyta; Magnoliopsida; Malpighiales; Euphorbiaceae
Product: rho GTPase-activating protein 2
Exons: 4
Coding region: 226-1596 (456 amino acids)
Biological process (GO): signal transduction
Molecular function (GO): GTPase activator activity
Source: RefSeq, a predicted model, not a curated record